Messenger RNA from Archocentrus centrarchus (flier cichlid), 1266 nucleotides. RefSeq names its product endonuclease domain-containing 1 protein-like. The coding region runs from base 95 to 1006 and encodes 303 amino acids. Lineage: Eukaryota; Metazoa; Chordata; Actinopteri; Cichliformes; Cichlidae. The record is from RefSeq and is a predicted model, not a curated record. The transcript is spliced from 2 exons. Gene Ontology annotation, molecular function: nucleic acid binding; metal ion binding; hydrolase activity.
CAUACAAAGUGAGGAUUAUUUUUCUCUGGGGAUUCGUUUGCUUACUAGAAUCUUUUUUCAGAUCUACAGCCGACCUGCUCAUCUGUUACAGAAGAUGUCUCAAAUUUGGAAUUUGUUCCAGCCCUUCUUCAGAGCUCUGUUUCUGCUUCUUCCUUGCAGCCUGGUCACCGCAGAGAUCGGCAAUGACUUCUCCAAAUGCUCUCAUUUCUUCUAUAAUAAUAUUCCCCCACAGGGUGUCAAUGCAGCAGGAUAUCAGCCAAUAUGCCAGCGCUAUAAAAACCAGUACCACUUUGCCAGCCUGUAUGACCGUCAGCGUCGAGUGCCUUUGUUCUCUGCAUACAUACUGAGUCCUGCAGAUGGUAAACGGCCCAAACCCAUUUGGAUGUAUGAACCUCAGUUGUCAUUUUCCCGUGCCAGCCCAGAGAUGAAACCUUUCAACACUCCUGUCGACCAGAAUGUGAUUGAGAGCCAGGCGGUGCUCAACGACUACAGGAACUCCAGCUUCACCAAGGGUCACCUCAAUCCUAGUAUGCACCAGAAAACAAAAGAAGACCGAAAGGCCACCUUUACCUUGACAAACAUUGUCCCUCAGAAAGAGGGCUCCAACUCUGGACCCUGGAACAAACUGGAGAACGAGGUGUUGAAUAGUUUCAACGACUCUUGCGAGGGGCCCAUGUAUGUGAUCACUGGGGCCAUGCCUUACAAGUCUGGUGCCCACUGGAUUAAGAACAGGGUGUCUGUUCCUGAGUACAUGUGGUCUGCCUACUGCUGUCCAUCAUACAAAUCUGACCUUCCUGAGCACGUGCAGCAAUUUUUCCCCACGUAUGCUGCAGUUGGAAGAAAUGACCCCAACAGUGGCGAGGAGAUUGUGCCAAUUGAUGUGAAGGCAAAAGCCAAAAUGCGGGGCUACGAUGUGAGGAGGAUGCCAUUAAAGAACCUGGAGGGUAUCCUGGCACAAAGACUCGCCAUGCCCAUCAGUCUCUUUGAUAACCACUGUCAGAUAUAAAAGCCUUUAGCUUGACCAGACUCUCUAAUAAACUCACUGCAGCUGUUUGAUUAUGCAGGACAUGAUGGGCUGAAAUUGUUUUGGUUUUUUUUCUGCUGAAUGUCUUUGUAAAAAUGACAUUUCCCUCUUGCCGUCCUCUCAGUCAUAUUUAAUAGAGUCAUAAUUUUCCAAUGAAUCAAGACUGAAGUGUGUGAAUUUAAAUGUGAUCCAAAAGGCAAACAUACAAAUUAGCGAGCUCUCAGUUCUUUAAAAAAAAAAAA